Molecule: messenger RNA, 2694 nt
Organism: Penicillium olsonii
Lineage: Eukaryota; Fungi; Ascomycota; Eurotiomycetes; Eurotiales; Aspergillaceae
Source: the annotation of a GenBank genome assembly
AUGGCCAUGUCAAACAGGAGUUGCGCCAAGUCGAGCAGGGCGAGCAACUGGGCAAGACUCCCAUGCCACUCAGCGAGAUGGUAUCAACCUGUCUUCUCGGGCCUGACUGACCAUGGCACAGCAUUCACCGUCCACUAUGACGAGAGCAAUAUGCGUGAUAUCUUGGCCAUCAUCGUCGGACCUCCAGGGACCCCGUAUGAAUUGGGCUUUUUCGAGUUCUCGAUCAAAGUUCCCGCAGGUGAGACAUCAAUAGAGGGUCCAGACACAGCAACCACUGAUCACAAUAUACCAGACUACCCAGCCAGCCCGCCUACAGUGAAGAUCAAAACGACCAAUAAUGGCAGAACCCGAUUCGGCCCCAACCUGUACGCCACCGGCAAAGUCUGUCUAUCUAUCCUGGGAACGUGGCAUGGAGAGCGCGGUGAGCAAUGGUCACCCGCACAAGGACUGGAAUCCGUGUUGCUUUCCAUCCAAAGUCUCCUAGCUGCUAAUCCAUACACGCUUGAACCGGGGUUCGAUGACCCCGAUAAACACGAUGAAAUCAGACAUGAGACCCUGCGACUGGCAGUGAUCACACCACUUGAGCAGGCGUUUGCGAACUCAGCUCGACGUGAGCGAUUGCGGUUGAAAGAUCCCACUAAACCAGCAGAGGAUACGGAUAGCGAUGAUGAGCUGCGGGAUCCUGCAUCUCACGGCAAGUUCGAUGAGUUCUACAAGCGACGGCUUUUAUGGUACUUUGAACAUUACCAACAGGCCAUUGACAGCGGUGCCACCGACGGCGGCUUGGGAGAUGAUGCGAGAAGACAGGGCGAUCCGUUCAUCUCAAUGCCGUUUGAAGGUGCUGGUAACAUCAUGUCAGGCCAUUGGGACUACCCCGACUUGAAGACUCGUCUCGUGCAGCUUCGAGACCGAGUGAUGGCGGAGACACAUCAAUGGCCCGUUGAAGGCAAGGAACUUGUCAAAGUGGAUGCCGGAAUCGCGGUCAAAUUGAGAGGCCAGCAUGAACAGAUUGUUGCCGAGCUCAGCGCCCAUCCUCAGAUUAUCGAUCUCUCACUGGUUGACGAGAAUCCAUUCCUCUGGCAGCUCACCUAUGCUGGUCGGACUGAAAGUCGAUUGGAAGGUGGUAUCGUCAAGGUCAAAAUCUACAUCAGUCCGCGACAUCCCGUCGAACAACCCCGUGUCUUCGUUGACCCAAUGAUCUAUCACAUCCGAGUGUCAAAGAUGGGCGUUUUAAUAUAUCUCCCCUCCUUCGAUGAAGAUAUCAGACACCACAUCGAUGGCAUUGUUGAAACCCUGGGGGAAGACAACCCGCCUUACAAUCCACUGAUGACGGUGCGCCCACAGGCCACCGCACUCUGCUGGGGAAAUGAAGUCGAGCGCAGGCUGUACAGACGCAAAGUGCGAGCAUCGCUUGAGGAGAUUUCUCCUUUUCCUACACUCACGAAUAAUCACAAAAUGCCAGCUCAAAAUCGCACACUAGAACUGGGCAAUGUCCUGGUCGUUGGCGGCUGUGGCUUUUUGGGGUGGCAUAUGGUUGACCACCUGCUGAACUUCCCCUCCGAGUCCGACCCCAGCUACGCACUUGCGAAGCCCGUCGGCGACGCGCGCUUUGAGUAUCCCACUCUGGCCUCCCGCUACCCGACCACCCACUCGACCGUGUCAGUAGUCGACUUGCGCACCACGAAUAACCGUCUCCCCGGCGCCCAGUACUACGAUGGCGACAUCACCUCCGUCGAGUCCAUGAUGGAGGUCUUCCGUGCCGUCAAGCCCGAUCUCGUCAUCCACACUGCGUCCCCCUCGAUGAUUGAGGGCAACAAGCCCCUGCUGCACAAGGUCAAUGUCGAUGGCACACGGACGCUUCUCGAGGUUGCUGGAGGUGAGCACGGUGACUGGGGUGGCAAGUGCAAGGCAUUUGUGUACACCAGCUCCAGCUCCGUGGUUCACGACACCCAGAGCGACCUCAAGAACGUCAACGAGGAAUGGCCCUACAUCCGUGGGCCCGCGCAGAAGGAAUACUAUUCCGAGACCAAGGCCGACGCCGAAGAACUCGUCCUGAAGUACAACAAGCAGUCCCCGACAUCGAUGCUGACAGCCGCCAUCCGGCCCGCCGGCAUCCACGGCGAAAAGGACACGACAGUCACACACAAGAUCCUCGAGCAUGGCGCCCAGGCCUCGGACCGCGUGCUGCGUAUGCAGCUCGGCGAGAACGACAACCUGUUCGACUUCACCUACGUGGGCAACGUGGUCUACGGCCAUUUGCUGGCCGGACACCGGCUCCUGGCGAGCCACGAUCUCAUCACAGCUGGCAAGGGCGGGCCCCUGGACCACGAGCGCGUGGACGGCGAGGCAUUCAACAUCACCAACGACUCACCCGUGUACUUUUGGGACGUGACCCGUGCCAUGUGGGCACUGAUUGAUCGCAUUGUCGAGCCGCACCAGGUGUGGGCUCUCCCUGAAGGUCUCCUCGAGACUGUCGGUGGUAUUGCGGAGACUGUGAUGGGUCUGUUUGGCAAGACCCCGCGUCUUACGGCCCGCACGGUGCGGUACUCGUGCAUGACUCGUUACUAUUCCACUGAGAAGGCUAAGCACCGUCUGGCUUAUGCGCCUGUUGUGCCUCUGGACGAGGGUAUUGCUCGUGCGGUUGGAUUUAUUGUUGCACAGCAAAAGUCUGAUGCGGCUAAGAAGAGUUUGUAA